AUGUCUAACACAGAUAAAGUGGCUGAGGUUACCCCUCCGGCCUACGCCAAUGAUGCUGCCGUUGAGCAGGUCAUCGUGACCGACGAGAAGCGCGCUUUCGAUAUGGAUAAGGAGGCUCUCUCGGUUACCGUGGACGGCGAGGAACCCAACGACGAUGAGAAGCGCACCCUUCGCCACGUCGCAGAGAACCUGCCCGUCUCCGCAUGGCUGGUGGCUAUUGUCGAGCUGUGCGAGCGAUUCACCUACUACGGAAUGUCUGGCAUGUUUCAGAACUAUAUUCAGCGUCCUCUCGACGGCAGUGAGGGACGCGGUGCUCUCGGCAUGGCUCACCAGGGUGCUACUGGUCUGACCACUUUCUUCCAGUUCUGGUGUUAUGUUACCCCCAUCCUCGGUGCCAUCGUCGCCGAUCAGUACCUCGGAAAGUACAAGACCAUCGUCUGGUUCUGUGGUAUCUACCUCAUCGGUCUCUUGAUCCUCGUCUGCACUUCCAUCCCUACCGCCUUGGAAAACGGUGCCGGUCUGGGUGGUUUCAUCGUGGCGAUUCUGAUCAUCGGUCUCGGAACUGGUGGUAUCAAGAGUAACGUCGCUCCCCUGAUUGCGGACCAGUACAAGCGCAAGAAGAUGGCCGUCUCCACCACCGAGAAGGGUGAGCGCGUGAUCAUCGACCCUGCCCUCACCAUCCAGCGUAUCUACAUGAUCUUCUACGGAUGUAUCAAUGUUGGAUCCCUGUCUCUGCUUGCUACCCCCUACAUGGAAUUGUACAUUGGUUUCUGGUCCGGUUACCUCCUGUGUCUGUGCAUGUUCGCCGUUGGUACCCUUACCUUGGUCCUGGGUCGCAAGUACUACGUCGUGCGCCCUCCCCAGGGUUCCAUUAUCACCGACGCCUUCAAGGCCCUGGGCAUGAUGAUUAUGAACCGCAACAUGGAUGCUCCCAAGCCCAGCUGGCAAAUCGCCAACGGCAACGCCGAGGUUUCCCUGCCCUGGGACGACCACUUCAUUGACGAGCUCAAGCGUGCUCUCAUUGCUUGCCGCGUGUUCGCUUUCUACCCCAUCUACUGGGUCGUGUACGGCCAGUUCUCCGGUAACUUCGUCACCCAGGCCGGUCAGAUGAAGGGCCAUGGCAUUCCCAACGAUUUGAUGCAAAACUUCGACCCCAUCUCCAUCAUUGUGUUCAUUCCUCUACUUGAGACCCUCGUCUACCCCGCCAUGCGCCGCCUGAAGAUUCCCUUCCGCCCUAUCACCCGUAUUGCCCUUGGUUUCAUUGUCGCCUCCCUGGCCAUGAUGUACGCCGCCAUCGUCCAGCACAUGAUCUACUCCGCCGGACCCUGCUACGGCCACCCGCUCUGCACUGCGUCUGAGAUCGACGGUACCGCCCAAGGCAACAACGUGCACAUUGCCAUUCAGACCCCGGCCUACGUCUUCAUCGGUAUCUCCGAGAUUUUCGCCUCCGUCUCCGGUCUAGAGUACGCCUACACCAAGGCUCCUCCUUCCAUGAAGUCCUUCGUGCAGUCAAUGUACCUCCUUACCAACGCCUUCGGAUCCGCCCUCGCCGAGGCCCUGACCCCUGCUGCUUUCGAUCCUGCCAUCAUGUGGAUGUUCGUUGGUUUGGCCUGUGCCUCUUUCCUGUGUGGUAUCAUCUUCUGGUUCGUGUUCCACCACCUCAACGCACAGGAGGAUGAUAUGAACGCUCUCGAUGCGGACGACGGAAUGCCCGAGGCCCCUAUUGAGGAGGAACGUCGCCAAUCCAUGAGGCAGUAG
Penicillium longicatenatum is the source of this 1758-nucleotide messenger RNA. Its product is annotated as peptide MFS transporter. The transcript has 3 exons. Bases 1 to 1758 code for a protein of 585 amino acids. NCBI's taxonomy places the organism in Eukaryota, Fungi, Ascomycota, Eurotiomycetes, Eurotiales, Aspergillaceae. Gene Ontology annotation, cellular component: plasma membrane; fungal-type vacuole. Gene Ontology annotation, molecular function: tripeptide transmembrane transporter activity; dipeptide transmembrane transporter activity. Gene Ontology annotation, biological process: transmembrane transport. The record is from RefSeq and is a predicted model, not a curated record.